GAGCGGGAUGGAGAACAGCGACAGCGGCGAGAGUGAGGGCGCCUCGUCCCAACAAAACUCGAUGUGGAAGCAGUUUCAAGCCAAAACCAAGCCGCUUCUGAGCCCCAGGAAGGAGCGGGGCGGCGGGAUGUUCAGGAAGAUGAAGGGGAAGGACAACGCCGUGCUGGACAGGAUCAUCUCCUCGUCGCAGCCCGACCUGCUCUUCUCCGCUGCAGCGGAGCCGGAGCCGCGGGAGGCUGCGCUCUGCGACGCAGCGCCAGGGAGCGGCUCCGCCCUCGGCCGGCAGUCCUCCGGCGUGAAAAAGCCCACCGUGUUCCAUCUGGUGCAGUCACAUCACAAGAGCUCCUCCAUGGGCUCUGCGUGCUUGGAGAGACUGGUCGAGUCAACGAGCGGCGAAGGCGAAGGCGAAGGCGACGCGGGGAGGAAACGCGAUCAGCCGGGAACAGGCUUCUCUGCUGAGCCGGCCGUCAGCAGCUCAGGGAUGUACAAGCUGGAGAUCGAGCUUAAGAGAGGACACAACCUGGCCAUCCGGGACCGAGGAGGCACCAGUGAUCCAUACGUCAAGUUCAAGCUGGGUGGUAAGGAGAUGUUCAGGAGCAAAACCAUCCACAAAAACCUUAACCCAGUGUGGGACGAGAAGACCACUUUAAUCGUGGACAGUCUGAGCGAACCUCUCUACGUGAAGGUGUUUGAUUAUGACUUUUGCCUUCAAGAUGACUUCAUGGGCUCAGCUUUUCUUUACCUGGAGUCUCUAGAGCAGCAGAGGACCAUACCCGUGACUUUGGUUCUGAAGGACCCUCAGCUCCCAGAUCACGACUUGGGUUCUCUGGAGCUGUCUGUCAACCUCACACCUAAAAGCAGUCCCAUCGAGGAGCACCGAGACACAACGCAUGGAGAAGUGAAGGCGUACCGCUGGAAGGGUUACGUGAACAAAACCGUGCUGCUCAGGAGGUCCUGGAAACGGUCCACCAAGCGUUUUGUCUGUGUGGACCAGCAGCAGCAGUCCAUGCGUCUCUCUGACCUCCAUCGGAAGUCUCAGCUGUGGCGAGGGAUCGUCAGCAUCGCUCUGAUCGAAGGUCGGAACCUGACACCCAUGGACCCCAACGGCCUGAGCGACCCGUACGUCAAGUUCAGACUGGGACCGCAGAAGUACAAGAGCAAGACGGUGCCGAAGACGCUGUGUCCUCAGUGGAGGGAGCAGUUCGACCUGCAUGUGUACGAGGAGACGGGUGGCGUGUUGGAGAUCACGGUGUGGGACAAAGACACCGGGCGGAGAGACGACUUCAUUGGACGCUGCCAGUUGGAUCUCUCCAUUCUGAUCAAGGAGCAGACCCACCACCUGGAGCUGCCGCUGGAGGAGUCCCGGGGCUUCGUGGUGCUACUAGUGACGCUCACUGCCUCGGCUGCUGUCUCAAUCGCCGACCUGUCUAUCACACCGCUGGACGACCCAGAGGAGCGCAGGGAGAUCCUCGGGAGAUAUGCUGCUAGGAGGUCCUUCUCCAACCUCAAAGACGUGGGCGUGGUACAGGUGAAGGUGCUGAGAGCAGAGGGACUCAUGGCUGCGGACGUAACCGGUAAAAGUGAUCCUUUCUGUGUUCUGGAGCUGAACAACGACCGACUGCAGACUCACACGGUCUACAAAAACCUCAGCCCUGAGUGGAACAAGGUCUUCACCUUUAACGUGAAGGACGUCCACUCGGUUCUGGAGGUGACGGUGUUUGAUGAAGACCGAGACAGGAGUGCAGACUUCCUGGGAAAAGUGGCCAUUCCUCUGUUAAGCAUCCGAAACGGUCAGCAGAGGGCGUACGUGCUGAAGAACAAGGAGCUGACGGGUCCAUCCAAAGGAGUCAUCUACUUGGAGGAGGAGAUCAUCUUCAACAUGGUUAAAGCUGCUAUGAGGACCCUGGUCCCUGCAGAGCAGAAAUACAUUGAGGAAGAGCCAAAAGUCUCCAAACAGCUGCUGCAGCAGAACUUUAACCGGGUAAAGAGGUGCAUCAUGGUCCUCAUCAGCUACGGCACGUACAUCAACAGCUGCUUCGAGUGGGAGUCUCCGCAGAGGAGCGUCAUUUCUUUCGUGCUGUUCGUGGUGGCGGUGUGGAACUUUGAGCUCUACAUGCUUCCACUGGCCUUGUUGCUGCUGCUGGUCUGGAACUACGUCUUCUCCUGCAGCAGAGAAACGGCUGACGUGUCCAUGGAGGCCGUGUUUGAGUGGGAGGAUGAAGAGGACGACAAAGAAGACAAGGACUCGGAGCACAAGGGCUUCAUGGACAAGCUGUACGCCAUCCAGGACGUGUUCAUCAGCGUACAGAGCGCUCUGGAUGAGGCGGCUUCGUUUGGAGAGAGGAUGAAGAACACAUUCAACUGGACUGUGCCUUUUCUCAGCUGGUUGGCAAUCGCUGCCUUGCUUCUGGCCAUGCUCCUUCUCUACCUCAUACCACUACGGUACCUGGUCCUCGCCUGGGGUGUGAAUAAAUUCACCAAGAAGCUGCGUGACCCGUACAUGAUCGACAACAACGAGCUUCUUGACUUCUUGUCCAGAGUUCCAUCUGACGUUCAAGUGAUGCAGUAUCGGGAGCUGAAGGUGGACCCCGGACAAAGCCCAAACAAGCGCCGGAGGACCAUCCCCAGCUAGCUGGACCCAUUCAACUGUCAGCUUUGUACAUUUUGUCAUUUCUGUACCAAACUUGUACAUUUUCAUUAUUGUAAAGAGUUGUAACUGUUGAGUUUUUUUACUGUGAGUUAUUUUCUAAAUCUUUUAAAGGAGAAAACAAAGCUGUAAUGAUUUGUUUUAUUUUUCAUACAUUCGUGUGCAGAUGUCCGCGUCCUUCUGUAAACAGAACUCCUCUGAUGGAGUUAUGACAUAAACUCCUCUAGAAUACUACACACCAGUUCACUGUGAACUCAGACUGCGAGGAGUCCAGAACAUGACUCCUUCACCCCCCAUCCGGACCCUGGCGCUGAGUGGAGGACCUGCGGGUCCGCACUUGGGAGCCUGGUGGAGGACCUGUGUGUCUGGUCUUCAUGGCUCCCCACGGUGCUGGACGGAGGGUACAAGUCUUAUGUUCAUCUGAGCUCGUGGCUCUGUUGGGUCGACUCAUAUCAGAUGCUUUUUAUUGCAUUUUUACAAAAAGCAGCAGUCAGGAACUCUGAGGUUGAGUUUUCUCUGAAAAUUUCCCGUCAUGACUAAGCUACUGAAUCACAGCGUCUGUUGUUGAUCAGGAGGAUUUCAGAAGCCAGCAGUGAUGUUCUGGUCCUGCCCGUCAAAGUUCUGACCUGCUUUGCUCCUCCAGCUGUGAGCGUUAUCCCAACGAAGCUGGUGCUCUGCUGUUAAAGACGCUGUUGCUCUUACAGAGAUGCGGUUCUUUAACAGGAUCUGCUUGUGUUCUGGGUUUCAGCUGUUUUAAGGGUUUCAGAUUCUGCACGGACCAUCAUGUGUGAAACGAUCCCAAACAAAAACGUCAUAUAAUUUUGGUAUAUUUCUGUUGACUUUGACGUGUUGAACUUCCAGAAGAUGUUCUGCAACCCCAGCACCAGAAGUGUUGGGCCGCUGUAUAAAAGCCAGAUAAAAAAUAAUGAAUGACCCACCAGUGUUGACCCUGCCUCAGGGUUCUACUUUAAUCUAGCGUUAAGUAGUAACGUUCUACUUUAGUCUAACGUUAGGGAGUAAAGUUUCCCUUUAGUCCAGCGUAGGGCUGUUCGAUUUUGCCCAAAAAUAAAAUCUCGAUUUUUUUCUCUCAAAAUAUGAUUUUCGAUUACGAUUAUUUUGUGAAUUGACAAAAGGCAAAGAAAAUGAUUUCAAAUAUGCUGUUUUUUUAUUGAACAUUUGCCCCAUUGGACUUUAAGUGCAAACUUUGCUCUUAUUAAACCAAAAAGGAAUGAAUAAAGUGCAAAACUCUGUAAAAUAUGUUGAAAAAAAGUUUUAAAAAAUAUAAUAAAAUAUAAAGUUUUAUCUCUGAAAAAAAAAAUCAAGGAACACGAGCCGGUCUACCCGGUGGCAUGUUCCAACGCCCCCUCCUACACUAAAGAGCCUCUCCCAUGGGGCACUUGUCGCAGGUAUCAAGAGGUAUUUCCAUCAAUCAUUAAUAUGGUAUCAAUCAUUAAUAUGUGUGCAGACAAGGUAAAAAAAAAAAGUAAAAAAUCGAUUUUACGAUUUUCACGUUUUAACAUCGUUCUAAUUACAUAAUCGCGAUUACGAUUUAAAAUCGAUUAAUCGAACAGCCCUCGUCCAGCGUUGAUAGAUUGAGUUAGAAACAGUAACUAAGGGGUGGGUCUUACUGAUAGGUCAACUGGUGGGGAUCUGUUAUUGGGCUGAAUCUGGUCUGUGGGGGCUGGGCCUGACUCCAGGUGGACAAUUGAUUUCAACUUUUGUGGGUCUGGGGUUGUAUUCAACUAUUUUUCUGAAGUUUUUCUGUUUUUUGUUGGGUUUUGUCCUGAAUGUGUCCUCGUGUCUCAGACGUCUCUGCAUGUCUCUGGAACAAUUUUGCAUGUCUGAACAUAAACUACAACCUGAAGCUGAUCUGUUGUCCUGAUGAUGUGGGAUCUGGUUCUGUCCGGAUCAGGACUGUGCAGAUAAAUACGUGUCACAAGACCAUCGUCUCCAUGUGACUAAAUCAUGUCUGUUUGGAUUCAGGUGUUUAAAACCUAAACACGGGGGCACAGGGGCACGGUGGCACAGCUGGUAGUGCAGCCGCCUCACAGCAAGAAGGUCCUGGGUUCAAUUCUCGCUGGAGACGCUGUGGGUGCUGAGGGCGUGUUAAGUUCCCCCAUGACUUCAGCACCCACACC
Cololabis saira (Pacific saury) is the source of this 4785-nucleotide messenger RNA. It is a transcript of the gene mctp1b, whose product is annotated as multiple C2 domains, transmembrane 1b. Gene Ontology annotation, biological process: regulation of neurotransmitter secretion. NCBI's taxonomy places the organism in Eukaryota, Metazoa, Chordata, Actinopteri, Beloniformes, Belonidae. The record is from RefSeq and is a predicted model, not a curated record. Gene Ontology annotation, cellular component: synaptic vesicle membrane. Gene Ontology annotation, molecular function: calcium ion binding. The coding region runs from base 8 to 2632 and encodes 874 amino acids. The transcript is spliced from 22 exons.